AUGGACCAAAAGGGGGUCGUGCCAGGGGACAAAGUGUUUGUUCACUGGAACAACAUCCAGACUGACGACCGAUUUCCACGCCUGCAGCAGGGAAUGCAGGUGGAGUUUGGCCUUGUCAUCUCUCAGGGAUGGCGAGGCUGGAGCAAGGUUCGCUCACUGAAAGCCAAGACUGUGACACUUCCAGGCGGAGGAAUGGUGAACAUUCAGGCGAGCAUGGAUGCAGAAAACAUGACGUUUAUCGGCGCUCAGAACUUCCGCUACACAGGCACUGUAAAGUUUUUUGACCCAUUUCGUGGCUUUGGAUGGGUCAUCAUUGAUGAUGGCUAUGCUUUGGAAGAGUCUGUGCCAAAGGAGAUUAAGGUGGAAGCAUGGGAACUGAACACCGGUGGAAAGCGCUUGAGGAUGAGAAUCGACAAGCUGGCGAUCGAAUUUGGCAUCGUCAAAAGCAAGAAGGGUGACUCUUACAUGGCCUACAAUGUUACGCUGCCAGGUGGCGCGCCCAUCACGCAUGAGGCAAUGGAACACCGCAAGGAGGAAGGUGGUCAGAGAUACACGGGUACUGUGCAGUGGUGGCAGCGGUGGCAGAGCUGGGGACACAUCGUCCCAGACGUUGGCCAAGCCCUGCCGCCCACUGUGCAAGCGGCGCUGGAUGCAGCGGUUGCUCAGGCAGCUGCAAAGGCCAAGCCUGAUGGAAAGCCUCCAGAGAAGUUACUCUACUUCCGGAAGGUUGACUGCCAAUGGAACUUGCGACCUGAAGUGGGGAAGAAGGUCACUUUCACCGUAUACUUAGACGACAAAGGCGCUGGGGCCAAGGAUGUCAUGCCCGUGGAAUGA
Molecule: messenger RNA, 834 nt
Organism: Symbiodinium pilosum
Lineage: Eukaryota; Dinophyceae; Suessiales; Symbiodiniaceae
Source: the annotation of a GenBank genome assembly